CAGAGACAAGUCUGUAUCUCUCUCUCAACCUUCAUCGCGGCCUCCGUUGGCGAGCACGGUAUUGCUGACGAACUGCACAGUACAUUACUCAUCUCCCCUCACGUCCCCGAAACAACCUUGCGAUGAACUCAUAUCCCAAUACCUCUUCUUUGUUCGACCUAUCUCAACCCUCCACUUUCGCCCAGCUUCCUGACGACGACUUCCUUGCUCUUCUUCAGAAACAAUUCCCAGGUCAAUCUCAAAACAACCAUUUGUUCGGUGGCUUUGACCAUGCUGUCAAUCCGCAAAAUCUUUCCCAAUUCACCCUACCGACCAUGUCACCGUCUUCAGAAGACACAAGCCCAAGUCCACCCAGUUUGAACAAGGACGACCAUAAAAAGCAAGGCUCGGAAGAGGCAGAAGAGGUAGUAGAGUCGGCGCUGAAACGCAAAGCUAGUGAUGACGACCUGGACGACGAACCCAGCCUGAAAAAUCAACAUACUGGGGCGAGUCCUUCUUCAAGCAGAAAGGGAACAUCGACUAAACGAAAGGCUUCUGGCCCCGACGAGUCGAAGGCUUUGAAACGCAAAGAGCAAAAUCGAGCAGCCCAAAGAGCAUUUCGAGAACGCAAGGAGAAGCAUGUUCGAGACCUGGAAGACAAGGUUGCAGCAUCUGAAGCCAAGAACGACGCACUCGCUUCAGAGAACGAGAACUUACGAGACCUCCUCACUCGAUUACAAUCGGAGAACGUGGCUCUACGCCAGCAAGCUUCAUCCUCAUCAUUCACCUUUACUGUACCCAAGUCAACGACUACCACGACCCCCGCGAAAAGUCCUCAAUAUCUGACGGACAACUCCGUUUUCUCGACUCUCCCUCGAGCGAUGUAUCCAUCCCCAGACCCUAAUCAUCUCAAUAAUCCAGUUGAUACGACAUCGCUGAUGUCAUUCGAUCCCAAUGUUCUCAACUUGAUAGACGAGAAUGCACAACAGACAGCGACAGACGGUGCAAUGCAGAUGGACUUUGAGUUCGGGAAUGGCAAUAGCAACAAGGAGCCGUCGACCAGUUGGCUACCAUCCAAUCUCACGACGCUUUCGACUAAUCCUGCAUACUUCUCUCUAGCCAAUAUGUUCGAAUCACCGCCACCUGCCUCAUCAUCUGCCGCUCCCGUUUCAACGAGCAAUAACGAACAGAGCUCGUUCAGUUUCGAUCUAAAUUCCUUGGCAGCUUGGCCCUCGAGUGACGUCGGCACCCUUGAUGAUCUGUUUGGGGGUUAUAUCAAUCCUCAACCUCCCAUGGAUGUGGAUGCCCUUUUACGAGAUUCGACGUCAUCAAUUAGCCCUGUUGUACACCACAACAAGUUCUCCCCUUCGACCUCUGCGUCAUCUUCUCCCGCAUCACACGCUUCAGAGCCAAGUAUAUUUAGCACGAGAGAAGGGUCUUCCUCGGACUCCGAAAUUGGCCACGAUGAGUCACAUUGUCCGAAGACGAGGGAGGAAGCGCUGCAAAGGAUAGCUGCGGAGGGGUCGUCGCCGUUCGUGAAGGAAUCUCCUUCGUCACAUGAGAAGUAUCUGGAAGGCGGUAAUGCGCAUGGACCAUCCAUGUUCGUUGAUUCUGAAGUUGAGAGCAACAUCAUGCAAUCAAUCACUUGUCAGCCAGGCAGAACGACCUUCCCUUCGACGGAACGAAACGAGGAGAACGUGGAAGUACUUACUGCCUGGCGGAGUAUCAGGGCGGACCCCAACUUCAAGAUCCAGGAAUGUGACAUGACCAAACUCUGCUCCGAAUUCGCGAGCAAGGCGCGAUGCGACGGGAGUAGGGUUGUACUCGAGCCUUCAGGAGUGAAACACAUCCGGGAAUCGUUAACAAGAAAACACUAACCACUCUCUAUGCCGGGUCCUCUUUGUUGGCACCUCGAGUAAUGGACCACAGAUAAUCUGCUCAACCCUUUCGCGAUGGGGAAGGCACCUUCGCUGCCUCACUACCGGCCUCUUCCUUUACUCAGUCAAAAAAAAAAGAAGAUUUUUUUGAUUGGAGAGUAAUAGAGUUUAUCGCCAGUGCUCCUAUGUUAUUCCUAUUUCGUCUUUUAGCUCAUAACACAGUACUCUCCGAGCUUUGUGCUCCGUGUAUGAUUUAUCGUUGUUUGUGUGUAUUGUUUUUUUUUUUGUUUCUUCCUCGUCUCGACUUCUUUUACACACUUGGCUGGGGGGAAGUGGGUUUUGUGAUUUGGACAUGUUUUUACUCGUUUUUUACGCCUGCGAGCUCGUAUUUUUCAACUUGCCUGAAGUAACAUGGAAUGUAUCGUCUUCAUUUUUUGUGCGACUCGAAACUCUGUAAUACACAUACAUUGAUAUGCAUAGGUCA
Molecule: messenger RNA, 2340 nt
Organism: Marasmius oreades (fairy-ring Marasmius)
Lineage: Eukaryota; Fungi; Basidiomycota; Agaricomycetes; Agaricales; Marasmiaceae
Exons: 5
Coding region: 123-1856 (577 amino acids)
Cellular component (GO): RNA polymerase II transcription regulator complex
Molecular function (GO): DNA-binding transcription activator activity, RNA polymerase II-specific; transcription cis-regulatory region binding
Source: RefSeq, a predicted model, not a curated record